UUUCUCAAAAAAUCCAACAUGGCGGCCAAAUGCGUUUUCCGUCCUUCAAUCGCUAGUUUUAGACUUUGUGGAUCAGGUGCUUUGAGGUGUCUUGAGAGAAUACACAGCUGUCAAAGGUCUUUAACACAGGAAUCAAAUUAUUUUCAUUCAUCCGCCCUUUUGUCCAAAGCAAGAACAAGAAGUCAAUGGAGGAAAGACAGAGCACCAGCACUUACCAAGCUCCUUAAAGUGCAUUUUGUUUUGUUUAUCUUUGUAGAUGUAGAGUUUGAAUGUCGUAUCAUUAGUGUGGUUCAUAACACAGCUCAUAAAGACUUCAACCAAGAAGGUGUGAUGGUCAAAGGGACCAUUGUUGAAGUGGACCCAAGUCCUUUUAAAACCUGGUACAUAACCCAUUACCAAAAAGAAGACUCUUCACAAGAGGCUAAUUCUUCACUUGAACAUCUCAUGCCAUACCCGAACAAGGGAAAACUUUAUGCUAAAAUAACAUCACGGCCAGGUCAAAUUGGAUUUUGUAAUGGGUAUAUCCUUGAGGGAGAUGAGUUGGAGACUUUGUUCAGCACGCGUGAAGACUUAAGGCCGUCAUCGGACAAAAGCGCGCAAGGACGAUGAUCAUACCAUGGAUUAUCCCGUCAUCCAUGGGAAAAACUUCUAAAUUUUGUGCAAUCCUUCCUCCCAAUCUUUUGGUCCUUCAGCCUUCAUUUGAUAGCGGGUGCAGGGGAAGGAAUUGUUGUCAACGCUUUACAGACUGUAAAUAGUUAAUAAAGGUGGGAAACAUAAACUCGG
Pocillopora damicornis (cauliflower coral) is the source of this 783-nucleotide messenger RNA. RefSeq names its product small ribosomal subunit protein eS8. Lineage: Eukaryota; Metazoa; Cnidaria; Anthozoa; Scleractinia; Pocilloporidae. The record is from RefSeq and is a predicted model, not a curated record. Gene Ontology annotation, cellular component: ribosome. Gene Ontology annotation, molecular function: structural constituent of ribosome. Gene Ontology annotation, biological process: translation.